GCGGGGGCUGGGGUACCGAUCGGCGUAUUCCACGUUGGAUGUAUUCCAGUUAGCCGCUGGCGGGGGUGAGCCUCGCACAGUAGAGUAGCCCUUUACGGGCAACAGUUCAUUGAGCUGACUAUUAUUGCACGAGAGCAUCCUAGCGUACAUUUCUUCCUUUCCAUCUUUUUUGUCUUCAACCACUGAACUUCUUCUUACUCCUAUACCACCGUCCCUGAACGUUUGGUCGUCGCAUCGAUGCUUUAUGGCCGCCCCCGCCUAAAUACAUCAUGCUGGACGUGUCAACGGUUCGUGAAAGUCUCGCUCAAGUCUCGCAGGAUACACGUGUGGCUAUGCGAUGCUUGAACGGUGGUAAAGACUCUCAUGAUUCUUCUCUCCGGGCUCUCUCAUUGCUGGUCGACAUUUCGGACCUUCUUUAUCGGAUAAAAGACGAGAUCAGCUGGUCAGAGGAGAAAUGGUUCGUGGCGAUGGGUCGCCUCAGGGCCCUUGGGGAGCUGCUCGGGUGGUUUCGGUCGAACAUGAAAUCAAUCGAGCAUUACUUCCAGCCAGGCGGGGUUGGGGUUUUCUACUUCAGGAAACAUCUCCUAGAGCAGACCUACAUCCCCAAGUUGGAACAGUUCAAAAUUAUGUUUCUGCUGGCCCUCCAGCCCGAUUCAGAGGAGAGAUCACGUCUAGAUAAUGAUAUUAGAAAUCAGUUAAGGAAACAUCGUGAUGUCGAGGAUGCCAAUCUCAACGCUGACUUACAACUCGAGGAGGAAACCCUUAGCAUGGUGGGCCGGCGUUGCUCUGAACACGUUAUCGCUUUGGCAGACCUUUGUAAUCGACGGCAAAAGGGAUCGUGCGCUUGGAUUUUUGAAAACUCGCAUUUUAAACGGUGGCUUCUUGGAUCUAUGAGAACGCUUUACUGUGUUGGCCCAGCUGGCGUGGGCAAAACAUUUCUAUCCUCCGUCAUUAUUGACUUCCUGCAAAGGACUUUUGCUUCUCCCGACGUUGCAACAAUUUUUGUCUUCUGCCAGGAAGAAAAUGGCAAAGAGCGAACCUCACUAGAUAUCUUGAAAGAUAUAUUGGCGCAGCUAGUCUAUCGCAAGCGAAGCUCGUCCUACGUCACGUCAUCUCUCUAUCAGUCAGAGGCACUGAUUGAGGGCAGUGCUUCCCCUAAAGCCUACCAAAAUGCGAUUCGGGCAGAAGUCAACCGUUUCUCCAAGGUCUUAUUCAUCAUCGACGGCCUGGACAUGCUGUCCGAUAAGGAUCGCCUUUUGGGUCGGCUCCAGAAGCUUCCAGAGCAGGCCCAACUUUUGAUCACUCUUCGAGAAAUGAGCGAUACGAAACCAUCAAACAACUUAGGCUACGUGAGUGUCAUUGCUCCACCAGAGGAUAUUGGCCUCUAUACACUUGAAAGAACACGCACAGACCAUGGCCUUCGUUUCGUUUUGGGGGUGAAUUCUCCCGAUCUUGGCUUAGAGGACAACAUUGUCCAUUCAGUAGUUCAAAAGUCCUACGGGAUUUUUCUCCUUGCAAAACUCCAUCUUGAUCUUCUAUCGCAAUACACGGACCGGAGUCUUCUCGAACGAGCUCUAAUGCACCUCCCUGGAAGUUUGAGUGAAGCUUACGGAGAAGCCAUGAAACAGGUUAUUAGCAGAAGCUCAAUUGCAAACCGCUACAUCUAUUGGACUCUUUAUGCCCUCAGGCCUCUUUCUGUUGCUGAACUCAGGGGUGCUAUCGGUGCGUGUGAAGCGGUGGAGCAUCAAGAGUCACCUUCUUUUGAGCAUUCACUUCAAGCGCAGAGCGCCGGGCUCCUGACUGUUGAUGGGGUGUCUGGAACUGUACGCUUCGUUCAUAGAACAGCGAAGGAGUAUCUAGCAGGCUCUGCUUCUCGUGUCUUCUUUCCUGGAGCGCAAAAGGAUAUAGCCGAGGCUUGCUUGACAGUCAUUACCCCUGAUGAUGUGGUUGACGAGUGUUAUAUCAACUGCACUGGUACAUAUCGAGCGUCAAAGAAAGGUUUCCUCGAUUAUGCAGCCACAUACUGGGGCUAUCAUGCCAAAGAGGUCGCAGAUGAAGAACAGACAAUACAGGUCUUGAUCAAAACAUUUCUGAACAAGCUUUUGUGGAGACGACCACCCCUUGACUGUGACAUGGGACAGCAUACAAGCAUACCCUCACGGCUGGGCAUUGGACGAUACCCACCCGACUGGAGCGGUCUACAUUUGCUUUCGUUCUUUGGAAUUGUUGGUAAAGCAAGGCGCCUUCUAGAACAGGGUGCUGACAUCAACAGUCACCACAACUCCCUUUCCAUAGCUCCUUUGCACUGCGCAGCUUACCAAGGGAAUGAUGAAAUGGUUGAUUUUCUUUUAGAGAGCGGAGCCGAUCGCAACGCAGCCACCAAAUAUGGACAGACGGCGUUACACCUAGCGACCCAGAACGGCCAUCGAAAAUCCAUGCGAAGCCUCUGUUUAAGACGUGUGGACACUCAAAUUGCGGAUAAAAACGGAGCAACUAGCCUUCACAUCGCUGUGGGAACAGCCACCGAUGAAGCGACGGUUCCACUUCUGGUCAAAAACAAAGCGGACGUGAACCUCCCAAACACCAAGACUGGAAACACUGCUCUACAUCUUGCAGUGGAAUGGAGGCGGCCUCGGAUUAUCCUAUUUCUUCUGGAGAAAGGCGCAGCCAUUGACGUCGCUAACAAUGAUGGGCUCACACCGCUCCAACUGGCGGCGACACUUGACAAUUGUGAGGCAAUCACUUUACUAUUACAACAAUGCGCUCAAGUAGAGGCUCGCUCUUUAGCUGGCCCAACUGCUCUGCAGUAUGCUGCGUGGAAGGGAAAUUGGGUCGCCUUUGACCUCCUUCUCAUUGGCGGAGCGGAUAUCAAUACAUGGAAUAAACAAGGCGAGACCCUACUCCAUGAGCAGGCUCGAUACGGCUCAACGAUUUCUAUUGCUUCAAAGUUAUUAGACCAAGGAGCAAACAUCGAGGCUCGUACGUCACAGGGCUACACGCCCAUUCAAUGUGCCGCGAUGAUGGGUAACAAGACCAUGUUCCAGUUCCUACUAAAGAAAGGUGCCAAAGCAGAUGUUGAGACCGCAAAGGGGGAGACACUUCUCCAUAUUACUCCGCCCGCCAAUCAAGACUGUCUGGACAUACUGAAGGCUGUUUUGAACGAAGGCGUCAAUGUCAAGGCAACUUCAGGUUCAGGCUGGACAGCCCUUCACCAGACUGUCUAUACUGGGACAGGCUCCCCUGAUCUCACAUCUGAUAAAACGGCAGAAUACAUCCAACUGCUUCUGAACCGAGGGGUUUCGAUAAAUGACCGUUCCAUCUCAUCUUUAGCCCAAACACCUCUUCAUCUCGCAGCCAUUGCUCCGAUUCCCAGACCGACCCUCGUUGAAUUGCUCAUAAAGCGAGGCGCUGAUGUCAAUUCGGUCACUGGAGAUGGAAAAACUGCCAUUCAUCUCGCUGCAGAGCGUGGGCGAGAGUCAAUUUUGCGCCUUCUACUGGAGGCCGGUGCUGAUCUUUCGAUAAAAGUCCCGACCGAUAAAUUUUCCGAAAAAGCAGACAAGGAAACCCCAAUAACCGCGAUCGACUUAGCAAAACAAAGACCAUUCGCCGUCCUCCUCUUUGACGAAGAUGGAAAAUUGCACCCAAGAUCAUCAAGAAGCCGCCCAAGCAGCUCGUCAACCAUAAUUGACGACUUAGAAUCGGACAUGUACGAGUCAGAAACGGGAGAGUCGACGUUGGUAGGGAGUGAGCAGCAUUACAUUGUGGUUUGAGAAGUAUGUCAAGCGUUGUAUUAGGGAGUUUUUGGGCAUUUUACAGGCGACGAUACCCAGCCCUGUGAGUAUGACUCUGGGGAGUAUUGCGUGAUUUACAGCUUCUUGUUCUUGGUUUUACCUGUUCUCCACAUGGUGUUAUUAGGAGAAUUUCCGUUCUUUUAUCUUCGAUUAGCGGGUGUUCUUAUUACUGGUCUAGGCCACAAGUCUGCGGAGGAGAAUGACGGGGCUCGCUAGCUUUGUAUUCAUGCUUCACGGCACCAAAAUGAGUGCCAAAAUGUUGGUUACUCAAAUCGAUCAAGCCUAAUUUGUUCAUCCCAUCAUCCGCACAACAACAUAAGCCCAUCCGUCUCCAUAGGCCGAGCACCUGACAACCUCUUCGAUAGGGGCAGACAUAGGAAGCACGGCACCAUGUAACACCGGCUUUGCAAGAACAGGAGUUCUCCGACUGGGGAAGAGAUUUGGAAGCAACGUAUGCAAGACUGCCCCUAUGGUCUGGGGUUGCAUACCUGGGCUCGAUCGGGGACUGAUGGAUUGGCCGGGCUGGAUACCCGGAGAAGGAAUGGAAGGAGGAAGAGGAGACUGUACUACUUUGAGUGACCCGGACUCUUCAUCGGGUGGCAGCGGUAAGAAGAUACGAAUAGGCACGUUGCGGAAUGGUUGCGAUAGAGGAGGUAAAAGAAUGUGAGAAAUACGCUGGAAAGAUGGAAG
This is a messenger RNA of Penicillium brasilianum, 4481 nucleotides long. The record is from the annotation of a GenBank genome assembly. Lineage: Eukaryota; Fungi; Ascomycota; Eurotiomycetes; Eurotiales; Aspergillaceae.